GCAGUGUUGCUGAAUGCAGUGUUGCCAUCUCGGAUGAAAUUUUGAGACUUUUGGGGAAAAACUCUGUGGACGAUCAAGCCUCUACAAAAGACAUUAACAGCGAACUUGUUCAAAUUUGGUCCCAUAUAUUACAGGAAGGUUUGGAUUCUGAGGUUUUAGCAACUAUAUGUAAAAAAUAUUCUCCUCCCACUAACUUAAGCCUUGCUAAUGCCCCCAAACUGAACUCAGAGGUUUUAUCGGUUCUCACGGAACAACACAAGCAGCGGGACUUGAAGCUCUCUAAGCGCCAAGACCAGAUGGGGGCUGCCCUGGUGGCAAUUGGCAAAGCGCUGACAAUUCUGUUGGAAAAAGGGAAGGGGGCACAUACCAGAGUGCUGGUCGAAUGCCUCAGUGAUGCCGGACGUUUAAUUUCGGACAUUCACCAUGAAGAAUCUACGUGUAGGCGGAAUUUGGUAUCGGUGAGUGUAGACAAACAGCUCCGAGGAACCCUUUCUAACGUAUCUGUGGAUGGUUGGCUGUUUGGACAAAAUCUGGGUGAUCGGGUGAAAGCAGCUCGUGAAAUGGAAAAAUUGUCAUCCAACCCGAAGCCGAAAGCAGUUACUGCUACACUGACGUCUUCGGUAAACUUCAAGGGUCUGCCUCGAGUGAAUGUCAAGGGUUAUCGAGACAGACCGAAAUACUCACGGAAAACCCCGAGUUCCGAAGCCAAGACUCCUCGGUAAGCCCCCCGAUCAACGAAAGAAAUUCGUCCAGCAUACAGAACCAAUCAAACCCAAGCCUAUCAAAAGCGGACCCUUUAAAGAACACCCCAUGCGCUACACCGGAAACUUUCCCUGGAAGCAGGGCUAUUAUCAGGCAGGCAAUGAUAAAUAAUGGAAUCCCUGAGGAGGCAGUGGAAAUAUCAGUUUCAUCUUUAGCACAGUCGUCACUGAAGCAAUACACCAACGGAUUGAAACUAUGGUGGGAAUUCUGUCACCAACGUAACAUAAACUAUUUUGAACUAAAUAGCCAGGCUAUACUAUGUUUCUUGUCGCGCUUGUAUGGCCAAGGCCGAUCAUAUAGUUCGUUGAAUACAACAAGAUCGGCUUUAUCCUUGCUUAUUUCACCUCGAGUUGGCGAAGACCACCAGAUCAAAAGAUUUUUCAAAGGCGUUUUCAAAUUACGACCACCUUUGCCUAAAUAUCAUGUAACGUGGGAUCCGGCUGUGGUUUUAGGUUAUCUGGAAACAUGUUACCCUAAUAAUACAAUUAGUCUAGAGGCGUUGACACAUAAAUUAUCGAUGUUGAUGGCCCUGGUUACGGCACACAGAGUACAAACGUUUUCAGUUAUAGAGGUACCAAAUAUCGAAAUAUCGGAAUCAAAAAUAGAAAUAAAAGUCCCGGCAAGGGUUAAAACCUCUGCCCCAAAUAGAUACCAACCUUUACUGAUACUGCCAUUUUUUCACAAUAACCCAAAACUAUGUGUAGCAAGUACGCUCAAAUGUUAUUUGAACAGAACCAGAGAUUUCAGGCAGUCUGGUAAGCUCUCGAAACUUUUUCUGACUCAUAAGAAACCUUAUAAGGAAGCAACGGCACAGUCCAUUAGUCGUUGGAUUCGCAUAGUGCUGAACAAAAGUGGAAUUGACACAUCGAUCUUUACAGCACAUAGUACUAGACACGCGUCCACGUCAGCAGCUGUCAACAGGGGUAUCAACAUCGAUACAAUACGCAAUACAGCAGGUUGGACUUCGUCAUCAAAUGUGUUUGCAAGAUUUUAUAACAGACCUGUAAAAAAUACUGACAAUUUUGCAGACGCAAUUCUCAGACUAUAGUGAAUAGUUUACAGUUGUAACAGUUAGAAUAAGUUCCCGCACAUGGAUGGUUGUCUCUCAUAAGAAUGUUGGAGAUUAAAGAGAGUAGUUACUACUUCCCCCUUUCUUUUAUUCUCCUGUAACUGUUGCAGAAUCAACUUUAAACAUCUACAUAGUGAUCUAGAGGAAGAGACGGGUAAUAUAAUUAUAAGAUUAAACGAACUUACCUAAGUGAAGUUUGAUCGUAAUUAUAUGACCGUCUCUUCCGAAUAGAUCACUCCCUCCCUCCCAGAACCCGUGAUCUAUUCUAACGCAACAGUUACUGCUUUGAAAUAAUGAAUCAUCAACAGAGUUCGGUGGUACGCGAGGGUAGGACCGGUCAGAUGUUAUUUUAUUUAGCUUUGGAAUGCGUGGCGCCACCUAGCGGCGAGAGUGAACUACAUAGUGAUCUAUUCGGAAGAGACGG
Molecule: messenger RNA, 2255 nt
Organism: Acanthoscelides obtectus
Lineage: Eukaryota; Metazoa; Arthropoda; Insecta; Coleoptera; Chrysomelidae
Source: the annotation of a GenBank genome assembly